Ichthyophthirius multifiliis is the source of this 207-nucleotide messenger RNA. RefSeq lists its product as hypothetical. The annotation marks the transcript as partial. The record is from RefSeq and is a predicted model, not a curated record. NCBI's taxonomy places the organism in Eukaryota, Ciliophora, Oligohymenophorea, Hymenostomatida. The transcript has a single exon.
AAUAAUUAAUGCAGUAAAUGCCAAAAACGUGUGGAGAGUGUGAAAAUGGAAAUGAAUGUAUUAAUUGUAAAAGCGAUUAUGGAUUAUAUUAAAAAAGUUGUUUGAAAGAAUGCCCAAAAGGGUAUGAGAAUGAAAAUGGAAUUUGUGUAGACUGUGAAGAUUAUAAGUGUAAAAGAUGUUCGACGGAAAGUAAUACUAAACAACCUU